This is a messenger RNA of Peromyscus eremicus (cactus mouse), 1469 nucleotides long. RefSeq names its product TNF receptor superfamily member 13C (gene Tnfrsf13c). Lineage: Eukaryota; Metazoa; Chordata; Mammalia; Rodentia; Cricetidae. The record is from RefSeq and is a predicted model, not a curated record. The coding region runs from base 87 to 632 and encodes 181 amino acids. The transcript has 3 exons. Gene Ontology annotation, molecular function: signaling receptor activity. Gene Ontology annotation, cellular component: external side of plasma membrane. Gene Ontology annotation, biological process: T cell costimulation; positive regulation of T cell proliferation; B cell costimulation.
CGAGGAUGCCGCGUCCGGGUUUCAUUCUAGACUAGAGGGGCACAGAGCCCAGACUCAACUCUGUCCCACCUGCAUGCGGUGGCGACAUGGACGCCAGGAAGCGCGGGACCAGAAGCCGGAGAAGCCGGGACAGCCCGGUGCCCACGCCAUGCGUUCAGACACUGUGCUUCGACCCUCUGGUGCGACACUGCGUGGCCUGUGAGCUCCUCCGCACGCCGGACCCUCCUCGGCACGGUAAGCAAGGCCACGCGCCCGGGACAGCGCUGCAGCCGCAGGAGUCGGUGGGCAUGGGGCCGGGGUCUGACGCGACGCUGCCGCUGCCCGGGCUCCUCUUCGGCGCCCCCGCGCUCCUGGGACUGGUGCUGCUGGUGCUGCUGGUGGCCCUGGUGACCUGGAGGUGGUGGCAGCAGCGCAGGAUGGCCUCCCAGGACAUCCCAGACGGAGUCCAGGAAGAGUCCCUGGACAAUGUCUUCGUGUCCUCCUCAGAAACCAUUCAUGCCUCUGCUCCCAUCUGGCCUACCCCCAAAGAAGAUGCAGACACCACCCUGCCAGGCCAUAGCAUCCCAGUGCCAGCCACGGAACUGGGCUCCACUGAGCUGGUGACCACCAAGACAGCCGGCCCUGAGGAAUAGCAGCCGUGGAGGGAACCGAGGGAGCCCUGUGGAGUUUUUGGACUCUCACCCAAGGGCUUGGAAAAGGAGUUCAGCUCUUCAGGGACGGAGCCCAUUGCCUAGAGGGAACCCAGCAGAACCACAGACACUACAAGUUACAGGCUCCCACCAACAUGAGACUGUUUUUGUGCUAGCCUUUGGCUCAAGAACAUUCCAUUUUUAAGGUUGUUUUUUAAGCUCUUAUGCCUUCAGUGGUUGGGUAGGCUUGAGGGUUGGAUGUUAAUCUCUUCGAAGAGGUAGAGACUGGACACUUGAUCUCUUUCUACAAAAUCUGGGUGGUGGACUGGAGAAAUGGCUCAGCAGUUAAGUUCAUGAACUGUUCUUGUGGAAAUGUCUGGCAGCUCACAACCAUCUGUAACUUCUGUCUUCGAGAGAUCCAAAGCCUCUUGCCUCCAAAGGUACCAGCCUCAUUUGCUCGCACAUGUAUACACACACACACACACACACACACACACACACACACACACACAAUUUAAAAUGUUAAAAACAGGGGCUGGAAAGAUGCCUCAGUGGUUAAGAGUGCUUACUGCUGUUCCAGAGGACCAGAGUUUAAUUCCCAGCAUGCACUUCAGGUGACUCAUUACCGACUUUAACUCUUGCUUCUGGGGAUCAGAUGCCUCUGGACUCCAUGGGCAUCUUCAUUCCCAUGUACAGACCCACACACACACACUUACAAAUUACAAAAUACAGGCUGGGUGUGGUGGCGCACGCCUUUAAUCCUAGCACUGAGGAGGCAGAGGCAGGCAGAUCUCUGUGAGUUGGAGACCAGCCUGGUCUACAGAGCAAGUUCCAGGCUGG